Molecule: messenger RNA, 996 nt
Organism: Truncatella angustata
Lineage: Eukaryota; Fungi; Ascomycota; Sordariomycetes; Amphisphaeriales; Sporocadaceae
Exons: 4
Source: RefSeq, a predicted model, not a curated record
CCAAUACUAGGUUAGGAGCUUGCAGGGCGGCCCGCCACGUUUGGCUAUCACUAAAGCCGCACUUUGCGGGGUAAUUAUAGCAGAGGACAUUUCGAUGGGAGACCAUAAAUCCUGCAACAGCGCUGGAAUCCAGGCGAACUAUCAGGCGAUGUCUGCAUAAUCCAGAGCUACAGAGCGUCAGCUGCAUCAUUCUUGGAAUAAAGAAUAUUCGAGAACCUCAAAAUCGAUCUACUGAGUCAUACCGAUGACUUUGUUAUCAUCAUCUUUAAUUGGAUGACAGGAGAACACAACAGAUCCGGGCAUAGUCACAGAAUGAAGUAUCGUGGCGGAUAUAAUAUCAAAGACCUUCGGAACGAUUUGGAGGGUGGCCUAGGAUGGGCACACUCAACUGAAAGUGUCGCGCACUAUUUGGAAACAGUUAUUCCCACGGUGCUCGAAGCCAAAAUCAAAGGUUGCUUUCGACACACGUCUAGUCAAGACAAAACGGACCCGAAAAAAGUUGUCACUUCUUCCUUCUACAAAUCUAGAGGCGGCAAGCUGGCCACUUGCCAUGCCCAUGGGGACGGUACAUGGAGCAUCGCCUUCACUCGCCUAGGCAAAGAAGAGCUAGCAAAGCACGCUUCGGAGACGAUCAAUAGCAAACAACUCGACGUGCAUGUCCGGGCAGAGGUCAAAGAUGAUGGCCUAUAUCACUAUGGUGAAAUGAAGAAUAAGCCACUCGCUUGUCGUGGUCAUAUCUCGCUCAACAGUGAUGAGGCACAUCGGAUGCACCACCUCGACGAUCAAGCACAAGUUGAAGUGAUCGAUACGUCAACGACAAUUAUGACUACGGUGCAGACCUCGAAAAAGAGCUCCAACGUAGGUUCUCAGGAUGCCACUGGCGGGGCACGAGGAGCACCAACACACUGGACUCAUGAACAGCAGAUCCGGAAUCAAUUGAACACAGAGCAGACUCAGUUAGCAACCGACCUGGAUAGGGACGGUUUAACGAAAAAA